UGAUGAUGAUGAUGAUGAUGAUGAUGGUGGGGCUGAGUUUGAGAAGAACAACACCGAAUCUGAUUCAGAUUCUUCAGGCGAUGAAACUCAAUCUGACGAUCCAGGAAGUCCGCAGUCUGAGAAGAAGGUUUCUCAUGGGAGACAGAGCAUCAAGCUGCUAAAGGAAAGAGGAGACACUAAUGGGAAACGUGUAGGUGGAAAGAUUAUUCAGAAAUGUGCUCUGCGUACGUAUGAAACCAAAGAGAAGCAGGAGAAGAAGUUCUUCCAUAUGGCAGUCGGCGACGAGACCGACUGCAUCAAAGUCAUGGUUUAUGGAGAAGAGCAAUUUAAUAAAGUAGAAGAGGGACGACUUUACCUUUUCACUGAUGUGGAAGUUGAUGUAAUGUAUGGUGAGACGGUGAUGAAGGUGACCAAGCACAACAAAAUCUCAAUGACUAACGGGAUUAAAGUUCCCAAGAAUGUGGAGCUGCAGAGUCCAGUUUUCCCCACCAAGAAGAUCAAAUCCUUUAAGGAGGAAACAGCAGUGAGCGUUGAAGGAACUGUGAUUGAGAUAGAUCCAGGUCCUCAGAUUGAAUUCCAGAAAGAUGGCACCAAAGUAAAUACAUGCAAGUUCAAACUUGAAGAUGAAACCAGUUCUAUCUGGAUCAAGCUGUGGCGCAAAGACAUCAAGCAGCUGAGAAGAACGUCUGUGGGAGAUUUGGUUAGAGUGACCAACCUACUGACAAACCAUUACUGUGAGACGGUGUCUCUGAACUCCACCGACUUCACCAAAAUUCAUCAGAUGAAAGCUGCUGCUGUCCAGAAUGUCACCAUGCAGAUUGUUGGGAUCAUAAAAGCGGAAAAGGAACAGUCUGAGCUGGACGUGCUGAUCAACCACAAGCCCAGAUCCUUCCUCAUCCGUUCUCCUCUCCUGGCUAAGGCUUUUCGUGUCAAACUGGAUGACAACUUCAAGGACAGACUUUUGAAGAAAAUCCCGUUUUCAGCCAAAGGAAAAAUAAAACAAAACAAAAUCCAGACUCUUAAAGCUGCAAAAGCCACAAAAACUUAACAGAACCAGAGGUUUUAAAGCUGAAUGAGUUUUUUAAAUUCAAAUCUUAAAUGUGCUAACGGUGGAGAAACAACUUGCUGUUUCAGAAAAACUUUAUCUGCCACCAUGUUAACUAUGCUAGCUCUAGCAUAGCAGAGACCGGGGUGGAACAACCAAUCAGAACCAGGAAGCUCGCUGAUUGAUUGCUUCUAGUUAGCACUGGGAGAAGGAAAUGGUGACCGUUUCAACAAAUACUUUAAAAAUUAUUUUUUAAAAAUGUACGUAGUGCAACUUUAAGAUCAUAGCUGACAUUAAAAUAUUAACUUCAAGGGAUAAGAAUUGAUUCAGUAGUUUCACUUAAAAUGUUUAUGUCAAAGUGGUAGGAGUUUGUCCCUGCAAUUGGUAGGUUGCCAGUUCGAUUCCCAUUCUGUCCUUCUCUGACGAUGUGUAGACAUGUCACCCGCCUCGCCUGCUGCUGCUGGUGCGAGGAAUUACAAGCCGACUGCUGGCCUCCCAUUCAUCAGCAACAUUACUGAAAAAGUUGCCUCAACAGUUGGAUAACUUCCUAACGACAACCAACGACUUUGACGUCUUUCAGCCUGGUUUCCAUGGUUACCAUAGUAGAGAGACUGGCCUAGUCAAAGUGUUCCAUGAUGUCCAUAUAAACGCAGACUGUGGAAGACCCACAGUGCUGGUUCUGUUGGACCUCAGCGUUGACAAAGACAUGUUACUGGAACCACUGGAGAACUGGGUCAGACCCUCCGAUCCAGUAACUGGUUCUUUCAUGGUUUUUCAUCCACAGCGAGUCACAAUCUAUUCAUUUUAUUAAUCAUUAUUGUCAUAUUGUCCAUCUCAGUGAAGCCACAAGAUGGCGUCAUUUGACGCGCAUCUAUGGUAAAUGGCUUCAUACUUGCGUCGUGCUUUAUUAUGUCCAGAGGACUCAAAGCGUUUACACUACAGUCAUUCACACGCUGAUGGUGAAAAGCUACUGGAUAGUAGUCACAGCUGCCCUGGGGCAGUCUGGAAGAAAUAAGGCUACUGUGCAUCACCCCUAAGGCAGUCUGACAAAGGGUGCCAUGAACCGGCGUCCCUUGUUGGGUCAAAGCAUCCUGCUGCUGCUCUGACCCCCAGCAGCAGGCAGGGCAGGUGAAGUGUUUGCUCAAGGACACAACAUGUGGCCUUGAAGCCAGGCUUCAGAUGCUCCAUCACUUCAGACCUGCCACAUCCAGAUCCUAACACAAAUAUCUGAUCACGUUUCACUGAACGUCGGCUCUUAUUUGCUGAGUGACAUUUAUUCCUCCGUCACAUGAAACCACCUCGUCUCUGAGGAGCAGCAGUGAAGAGCCAAGAACAUUAA
Molecule: messenger RNA, 2384 nt
Organism: Poecilia reticulata (guppy)
Lineage: Eukaryota; Metazoa; Chordata; Actinopteri; Cyprinodontiformes; Poeciliidae
Source: RefSeq, a predicted model, not a curated record